AUGCAAACUUUCGUUACCCUUUCCUUCUUCACUCCUCUUCCCCCUAAACCCAUCCUUAAACCCCAACAAAUUUCUCAAUCUCAAUUCCUAUACAAACCCAUCAAAACCAUUCGAGCCUACUCCUCCGACGAAUAUCCAGUAGGCGAUGACGACGCUUUUCUUGCAUCAUUUGGGCCAAAGGAGAAAGAAUCUGAAGAAGAUGCCCGAAAAAGGAACUGGGUCGAAAGGGGAUGGGCUCCAUGGGAAGAAGUUCUGACCCCAGAAGCUGAUUUUGCUAGAAAGUCCCUUAAUGAAGGCGAAGAAGUGCCGCUUCAAUCGCCUGAAGCAAUUGAGGCGUUCAAAAUGUUGAGUCCCAAUUAUCGGAAAAAGAAAAUUGCGGAAAUGGGGCUUACGGAAGAUGAGUAUUAUGCUAAACAGUUUGAAAUUAAGGGUGAAAUACCGGAUCCUUUGCAGACGGGUUGGAGUGGGCCUUUGGUGUUGAGGCAUGUGCCGCCAAGGGACUGGCCACCGAGGGGGUGGGAGGUGGAUAAGGAGGAAUUGGAGUUUAUACGUGGCGCGCACAAGCUGCAAACUUCAGUGAGAGUGGAUUAUGACAAGGUGGAGGAAAUGGUGGAGAGGGAUACCGGGGAUAUGUGCUUGGAGAGGUAUGAGAUGUUCUUAAAGCAAUAUAAGGAGUGGGCAGCUGCAAAUAGGGAUCGUUUGGAGGAGGAGUCUUAUAAGUACGAUCAAGAUUAUUACCCUGGUAGGAGGAAAAGGGGAAAGGAUUACAAUGAAGAAAUGUAUGAACUUCCAUUUUAUUAUCCGGGACAAAUUUGUGCAGGUAAAGUAACUGCAUUACAACUUUAUCAAGGAGCAUUUGUUGAUAUUGGAGGUGUCCAUGAUGGGUGGGUUCCAAUUAAACGCAAUGACUGGUAUUGGAUCCGUCAUCACAUCAAAGUUGGUAUGCACGUCAUCGUUGAAAUUUUGGCAAAGCGAGAUCCAUAUCGGUUUCGGUUUCCAAUAGAACUGCGUUUUGUUGAUCCGAACAUAGAUCACCUAAUCUUCAACAGAUUUGAAUUUUCUCCGAUAUUUCACCGGGAUGAGGAUGUUAAUCCAGAUGAGUUACGUCGUGAUUGUGGAAGACCUCCUGUUCCUAGAAAAGAUCCUGGUAUCAAGGUGGAGGUGGAAUCUCUGUUAUCAAAUCACCCUUAUGUUGAUAAGCUAUGGCAGAUACAUAAUGCUGAACAAAUGAUUAUGGAUGACAUGGAGCUUAAUCCUGAUAAGUAUAAGGGCAAAAAGUUAACUGAAUUGACAGAUGAUGAGGAUUUUGAUGAAGAAAACAGUAUAGUGUACGGCGAAGCUUACUAUAAGAAAGCACUGCUUCCGAAAAUGACGUUGAGAAUAAGCACAAAAGAACUUGAUUUGGAAUCUGCACUUGCUGAGCGUCAGUUCCACAAUAAACUACGGAAGGAAGCAGAAGAAAGAGGAGAGGAAUACAAAAUCACCAAGUUGAGGCGAAACGAGGAGAUGGAUGAAUAUGACCUUAUCCAUUGGCGUCGAUCUUUAGAGGAAAGAGAAGCUCUACUCCGAGAUAUAAGCUGCCGUCGGGCUGUCGGGCUUCCAUUGGAAGAGCCCGGUAGGUAUGUUGAUGCUAGUUACUUCGGAAAGGACCAAUAUGAUCCAGAUAGUUCCCUAUAUCGUUACGACUACUGGGGAGAGCCAAAGAAUUCGGAAAAGAGCAAGCAAGAGCGGAUGACCGAUGCCCACAACAAAUCAAUUGUUGGCAAGGGUACUGUUUGGUACGAAAUGUCAUAUGAAGAUGCCAUCAAACAGCAGUUGCAGAGGGAAGCCCUUGGAAUCAAGCCAAAACAGUAUAAUGAAGAUUCAGACGGAGAUGAAGAUGACGACAACGACGACGACUUUGAUUACAGUAUUCUGGGCGACCAAAGUGCAGAGGUAUCCAACCAGCCUCACGUUAAUGGGACUGAAUCUUUUCAAUUGUCGGAUGACGGAAUAUUUGAGGAUUAG
This is a messenger RNA of Fraxinus pennsylvanica, 2007 nucleotides long. The record is from the annotation of a GenBank genome assembly. NCBI's taxonomy places the organism in Eukaryota, Viridiplantae, Streptophyta, Magnoliopsida, Lamiales, Oleaceae.